Molecule: messenger RNA, 263 nt
Organism: Arabidopsis lyrata subsp. lyrata
Lineage: Eukaryota; Viridiplantae; Streptophyta; Magnoliopsida; Brassicales; Brassicaceae
Source: RefSeq, a predicted model, not a curated record
AAGAAUCAUGUCAUGUGCUUUUUUCUUCUUCUUUUUUUGUCUUCUUCUUGUCAGAGGAUGCUCACGUUCUCCGUUAUCACCUCCCGUUUAUUUAGGGUUUAUCAACGGUCCAGAUUCUUCGCUAUAAAAUUUAGACGGCGGUUUACUGUUUUAACGGCAGAUGUGGAUCGAAACUCUGAAAGUGGCAGGGUAUUGCCACGUCAUAAUAAUGGACUAAGGCCCACUCAUUGAGUAUUAUAAAUAGGGUCCAAUUAAGAAUUUUU